AUGCAUCCAUUUCGAAUUUCGAUGGAAAUUGUUUAUGUUUGUAAUUGUGUUAAAAAUCGAGAGAUCAGCACUCACAAAAUCACUUACAUUCAGCAACGCAUUUUGAAAAAUUGCCAAUUUUCGUUUCGGUUACCAAUUCAAAAUGCACAUAUUAAUCUUCUUUCAGAAAUACAACAACAUUCUCGCCAAUCUCAACGGUUUCAACCAAAUGAAUUGACUCCAGACCAAAGUGGACCACAGGGAAAUCGCAUUUAUGCACAACAGUAUCAGCAACAAACAGUAAAUCAACAACAGCAACAGCAGCAGCAAUGGCAACAGCAACAGCAACAACAAACACAACAACACAUUCAGUUUGGAGACAGUGUGCAACAAGCGACACAAUUUAUAGAAGUGCCAAAAGGCGAUGAAUCGUUGCCUUGGCGCCGAUCAAAAACUCCAAAAAUUCGAAGUCGAAGCUUGCAACCUUUGCAUGACAUUGAGAAAUUGCCAUGGUUGCGAUCUCAUCGUGAUCGUUCGGUGCCAAAGCAACCGACAUUCUUGCAAAUGCAACGUGGCCGAGUGCCAGUUCGACCAUGGAUCGAAGAGGUCAUUAAAUUGAAACGAACUGAGCUACACCAGAAAGUGAUCGAACGUGCUAAGUUGGAGAAAGUUCAAUUGAAAGAAUCGCAAAUUGAACACAAAGAAAUCCCGCAUGAGGAACUGGAGAAAGUCGAUUUGAAGCACCUGCAAUGGGAUGCAGAUGCAUUAAAAUCUGGACAAAUAACACAAUUGGCUGAAUGGCAACAAGCUCUGCUUGCCGAUUCUGGCCUAACUAUGCAUGAUAUUGAACACGAAGAUCAAAUGACGAUCCUUGAAUUGACCAAGCAAAUCGAUGAAAUUGUUCACAGCGAUAAAUCGCAAGGUGUGCCCUGGGAAAUUCAAAAGAAACAACUCAAAACCAUUGAACGAGCACAAAAAGUUAUCGAUAAAUUCCAGGUGCAAGACGUUGAUCUGAAAUCAAUGCGCCAGCAAACACUUCAAGAACAUCGAAAAAUUUCAGCCGGACAGCGAUUGCAUACAGAGGAUUCAAAUGUAAUGCAUGUUAAUCAGCAAUCUGAUAUCCAAAUGCAUCGAUUGGACGAUCAACAAAGGUUUAUGUUACAGCAGCAACAGCAACAGCCAAAAAUGCAACCAUUGUCACAUACUGAGGAUAUUUCUGUUUUGAAAUUGUCUGAACAUACACAAUUGGAUAUGAGAACUAUUCAGCAAAUGGAACAGGAGACUCCGCAUAUGUGGCAGAGAGGUGGUAAGCAACAGAAAACCGACCAAGGCGAUCUAUCUUAUGUCGAAGAUUCCACAAUUUUAUCGCUAAAAAAGAAUGAACAAAUCACACAGAAAUACACCGAUUUGAGUGAAACUCCUGUCGGUUGGAGACGUGGACCGAAACCACAAGAGACUAUCCUAUCUGACUCGCAAGUAGAAAUGUCUCAGGUUGAAGACGAACAAACACAGCCACAAGAACAAGCUUUACCAUGGAUGCGUGGAAAGAAAAUCGCGAAAGCUGCUGCAUCUCAUGUUGAGGAUACGACCGUUCUGAAGCUAAAUGAGAGACAGGAAAUCACUCAGCAGCAACUGAAAUCAGAUGAAAAACCGGUGAUGUGGCAGCGUGGUCAAAAGCAACACGAAACUACCCAGCAUCAAGAAGAUGAAAUUACACAAUUUGUCAAGCCAGAGACCGAAGAAGAGAUUAAAGAGACGCCUGUUGCUUGGGAGCGUGGCAAAAAAGUGGCCAAAGGUACUGUGCCACAUGUUGAAGAUUCAACUAUUUUGAAAUUGGAUGAAACACAGCAACCAAUCCAACCGGAAAUUAUAAUGGACGAGACGCCAGUCAUGUGGAGACGUGGUCCAAAACCACAAGCAACACAAGCCACUGAAGAUACUGCUGAAGAACGCGUAGAGAGUUUGCCCAAGCAACUGCCUCCAAAGGAAAAACCCAGACCAUGGACAGAAGAACAGGUGAAAUUAAAGAAACCACAACCCAAACCCGUUGAGACCGAAGAAUCCAUUCCCAGAGAACCGACUUUACAAGAUAAACCCAGACCAUGGACAGAAGAACAGGUGAAUUUAAAGAAACUACAACCCAAACCCGUUGAGACCGACGAAACCGUUCAAAUGCGUAGAGAUAGUAUACCAAAACAACCGAACGAUGUCAAACCAUGGAAAGAGGAACAAGUAAAAUUGAAGACAGCUCGACGCGAAUCCGUCGAAAUCGAAAAAUUAAAACCAGCAAGAGAUGAGGUACAACUGAAGCCCAUCAAGCAAACUGCACCUCAACAACCAGCCGAGAUCGAAACGGUUGACGAGCAUAAAGAAGGGCCAGCCGCUCAAGAACCAAUGCCGCAACAACUGGAAGAAGAGAAACCUGUGCCAUGGCGUCGUGGUGAGAAAAAGAAACCGGUUGAAAAACAACCCGAAGAGAAACAAUGGCCAAUGGGAAAACGAAAGCCAUCAACUACCGACGAAGUGGAAAAGGUCGAAUUGAAACCAAUUCCACGCAAGAAACCAGAAGAACAAAAGCCAAAGGAACAACAAGAAUUGAAACCAGUCAAAAAGGAUGAAAUACCUGUCGAACAACCUACUGAGGUAAAAGAAACAUCGUUACCACAAAUUCGAGCAGGUAAAGCACAGAUUAAGGCACCGAAGUUCAUUAAGAAGCUCAAACCGGAAAUGUGCAAGCCGAACGAACCGACCAUUCUGGCCGCAAUCGUCGAGGGUACGCCAUUUCCCGAAGUUAAAUGGUUCUUCAACGAUGCCGAGCUACGUGCAACGGAGAACUAUGAGAUGAACGUUGUUGAAAAAACUGUCACACUGAAAAUCGCAAAAGUUACACCGGAACUGGUCGGCACCUAUACGUGCCAAGUCAAAAACGAAGCUGGAGUGGCAAUUUCACGCGCCAACAUCGCAUUGGAAAAAGAGUCUGGAAUUGCACCGAUAUUUACAAGACCAAUUGAAAUAACCUAUUCGGAAGAAGAAAACAAAAUCCUUGUAUCAUGUCAAGUAGAAGGCACACCGAAGCCAAAUGUUGUUUGGAAAAAGAACGAACAACAGAUCAUUCCAAGCGAAACCGUUCAAAUUCUAUACGAUGAAAGUACGGGUGAUAUCGCUUUAAUAUUGACUGAAGUACCCAUUGAAAUCGACAAGCCAAUCGUUUAUAAAGUCGAAGCUGAAAAUAGUUUUGGUAAGGCGAUUAGCAGAGCAGAAGUCAUGCAGACUGUGGAACAGCCGGAAGCCGUGAUUCCACAAGUUUUAAAAGUACCGCAUGUAACACCACUGGAACCACAAACGAUCAAGAACAAAGCUACUCUCACAAUAAGUUCAUCUUACGUUGGAAUACCCGAGCCCGAAAUCAAGUGGCUCAAGAAUGGCAAAGAAGUGGUGAUUGAUGACGAUGUUACAAUUACAAUUGAAAAUGGCACGAGUAUGUUAACAGUUCGCAAUGUUGAUCGAAAGCGAGCGGGCAAAUAUGAAAUCGUUGCAACAAAUGAAAUUGGAGAGUCUAGAGCUUCUGGAAGUGUUAUGGUAUCGGACGAUGAUGCACCAGAAGAACUGAUGCCACCACAUUUUAUUCAGUCACUUAAGCCCAAGACUGUGCUCCUGGAUGACGUUAUGAUUUUGGAGGCGUCGGUAAAAUCACAUCCAGGUUCAUCGUUCCAAUGGUUCUUCAAUUCAACAUCAAUCACACCAACUGAAACAAUGCGCAUCCAUUCGCAGAAUAAUAGAUCAGUCCUUUAUAUUGAUCGCUUCGUUGCUGAGAAUGAUGGAGUUUAUACCUGUCGGGCGGAAAAUGUUGCCGGCUCGGUAACUUCAAGUGCUUCCAUCAAAUUGGUGGAAUCCGAGAAUCAGCUUGAAGAAUCGAAUGAGUACUUAUCGCCUAGAUUCAUUAGGAAAUUGAAACCAGUACAACUAAUGGAUGGCGAAGCCAUGAAACUCACUUGCCGUGUCAUCGGUUAUCCAACACCAAAAAUAUCGUGGUUUAAUAACAAACGAUUGCUAACGCCAAAUAAAGGGAUCAUCAUUGUUCAGGACAGUAAUGGCUUCUGUGAACUAAAUAUGCCUGAAGUAUUCGUUGAAGAUGCUGGAAUUUACAGUUGUAAAGCAAUCAAUAAAUUUGGAAAAUCCACGACUAAAACUAAUGUUGUCAUUGAAGCAUACGAAUAUGUGCCGGACUCGGAAAUGACCAGUCAAACAAUAGGUUCACAAGAAGAUCUACUAGAUAAGACCGUGUCUAUUGAGGAGGAUACAUUGGUUGCGCCAAAGAUUGUUAAAAAGCUACCGAAGGUCGUGAAAAUGAAACAAGGAGAAGCUACUUCGUUGGAAGUUAAAGCAAUUGGAAAACCACAACCAACUCCAAAAUGGCUCAAGGCAAACGAAGAAAUCAUUCCAUCAGACGACUACCUCAUUGAAAACUAUCCAGAUGGAACUUCUGUGCUAACGAUAACAAAUGUUCAACCAGAUACCAUCGAUCAAAUUACAUUUGAAGCCGUUAGCCACGUUGGUAUCGCAAAAACUGCAACUAAAUUACACAUCGAAGAAAUUGUUGGUACAAAAGAAUAUCGACAGCCGGAAUGGGUUACUCAUAUGGAAGAGAUGCGUGAGGCGCUUAAAGAAAACAUCGAAUCGGAUGAAGCGGAAAAAUCAUUGCAAACUGUAAAGAAGAAAAAAAUUAAAACGGACAAAAAACACAAACGCCAUCAAAUCGAUAUCGAUCAUACAAGUGAAACUUUAGACGAAACAAUAACAAAAUCUAGUAUUAUCAGUGAACAAUCAUACAUUGAACACAAAGUCACAUCCGAAACACACGAACAAACCAUUAAAUCCGCAUCAUUGGAAGUAGCCCCUGAAAACACAGAUACAUUUGUAUUCGAUGAAAAAACCUUACCCAUGGCAACCGACACCGGUCCAAAACCUAUCGAAAUACUACCAAUUUUCCAUGCAUCGAACAUACAAGCCGCCAGUGUAAUUGAAAGCGAAACGUUUAUUCAUUUGACCGAUUCACCAACACAAAAAUGUCUUGUAAAUAUUAGCGAACGUACUCCGCUUGUUAUAUCUGAAAUUGAUGAAACAGAAACCGUAUCGACUAAAGAACAAGAAAAAACUGUGCCAUUGCAUCAAUUAUCGUCGACACUUAUCACUAGCUCUGCCGCUAUCAGCGAUCAAGUUAUUCCAUCGGAUAAUGUAAAUGUUUUCGAAUCGAAAGCAAUGCCAGCAACAAUUGUUGCAGAGUCAAGCCGAGUGUUGCAUGAAAGUAAAACCAUAUUCGAACAAGUGGCUACGAUAAAAGAAGAUUCAUUACCCAACACAUAUGCUCCCAUUCCUAAGCAAGCCACCAAAAGUAUUAGUUUGCAAAGUUCGAUUGAAAUACAAGAAGUUGAUGCUGGCGAGUCUGAGAAAGCUAUUCUCGACAAAUACGAACCAGCAAUUCAAAUUGCAACAUGUAGUUUGAUUUCGAAUACGGCUUUAAGUACACAGGAAACGCUCGUCGAAAAUGUUUCAACGAAAUUCUAUCCUGAAACGUUUAUUGCUACGGAAGAGGCAGUGCCGAAAUAUGUUGAGCAAAUUCCGUAUCGGACGCAAGAAAUUUGUACUGCUGAGGCAGAAAAUGCGCUAGAUGUGCAAGGUAUGCCUACCAAAAAACAAGCUCACCUUGAAUUCACCAACCUGCAAGCGAUCAAAAUAGAACAAAAUGAUAUUAGCGAAAGUGAAACUGUAUCAACACAUACGAUUUCCGCUGACCUAUUGGCCACGGCCAAAGAUACAUUUGACUUACACAAAGAAAUGCAAACUGGCUUCAUUCAACCCAUUGAUUCAAUUGUUCCACGUGAACCCAUGGCUUUCUCAACGAAAAGAGCCUCUCUAUCGGUGGAUGAAAUGGAUAGUAAACUAGUUGAAACUGUGAACGUGUUACAUAGUGAAAAACCAUUUGAUAUUAUUAAACCAACAAUGGAACAGGAAGCCAGUCCAAGCUGUGUAUCGCAAGAAAGUGUCGCUGUAUCAGAAACGAUAGUUCAAGAGAGCGAUUCCGAAUUCUUUCCGAUUGCGCUCAAUUUGGCAAAGGCAUCAAAAACCCAUGAAGUCUUUAAAAUUGCUGAGCAAAGUGACGAACAAACGCUACAUGCAACUGGUGAUUACCAUCGUAAAAAAGUGAACGAGACAUUUAAUGCCCAAGUAAAUUUUGAAUUGCAAAAAUCGGUAGUUCGCGAAGCAAUUGUCACUAAUGAUUCCGAGGAAGCUUUCGAAACGAAAUUACACACGACUCUACCACAUUAUAGCUUCGAUUCGAAAAUGAACAGUCCAAUAGUGGUUUCUGAAGUUCAAACACAAGAGGAUAGUGCACAGCUUUCGAUCGAACCAACAGUUCAAGGGGAGGCAACAACAUCUCAGGAACUGUAUAAAACUUACGAACAGCAAGAUGAACAAGUUCUUGAUACAACGUCUGAAUAUCGUGGCGAUAAGAAGAGUGUGGCAUCGAAUGCUCAAAUCAAUUUCGAACUACAAAAAUCGACAAUUGGCAAGACUGUUCUUGCUCACGACUUGGAGCAGAUAUUUGACACAAAAUUGAAAACCAAUGAACCACAUUAUUCAUUCGAAUCGAACCUCAAGAGUCCGAUUUUGGUUUCAGAGAAUCAGAUUCAUGAAAGUAGUAUCAAAUUCUCCACAAAGCCCGUGGUUUCAACCACUGCCAUGACGAUUCAAGAGUUGUGCAAAGCACCUGAGUCUAGCGAAAAUCAAACGCUUGAGUCGACUAAUGAUUUCCAACGAAAAGAUAAGCUGCAAGAAUCCACUGCACAAAUCAACUUCGAAUUACAGACAUCUAUGAUACGCGAGACGAUCAUUGCUCAAGAGUCGGAAAAGAAAUUCGAAAAGAUAACACACGGGAUUCACCCUAAGUACAGUUUAGCACCAACUAUCAAUAAUUCAAUAGUUGUAUCUGAGACUCAAACUAUAGACUCGGAAAAAUUGCUUGGAACCAAACCAAGUGAAACACAACAACAUUUGAAUAUUGUCGACUCUCCGAAGCAUUUAUCCCACGUUGGAAGUGUAAGUGAAACAAUUCUUUAUGAUUCACCAGAGAUUAUAUGCACGACGUUGGAACAACAAGUUUCAGCGAAAGAAGAACAUAUUUUACACCAUGAAAUAAAAGUAGAAAUUUCAACUGCAUCAGAAACCUUGGAUCGACUUGACCAAACAAAAAUGAGAGAUGAAAAGAAGGCCACUGCUAGUAUAAUGAAAAAGAAUGCGUUGAAUGUCACGGUCGAAGAAUCAGUUGAAUCGCUAGAUAAACUCAAUGUGGCUGUUCCAAAAGAACUAGUUCCAAAUUUCAAAGCAGAUAUGUUACCUGCAAGUUCGAUAGUUGUAGACGAAACCAAGGCGUUAGAGCAAACUUUUAGCCUUGAUAUGGACUCUUUGAAGACAGCUAGUGCAAUCGUUACGACAACGUUGCAUAAUGUUGCACAUAUAGAUGAAAACUGGCCGAUGGAAAUGCUGGAUGAUUUCAAACGAAGUGCCAUUGCUGCUGGUCAAAGACCAAACCAAAGCAUUGUUGAAUCAUCUGCAGUUGAAACAUCUACCAUUAUCAGUUCUGACAGCCUGGAAGAAUUCGAAGAGAAAUUAGAAAAGCCAAUUCAACCGAAAAUUUCGCUAAACGAACAAAAUAAAUUAGUUAUAGAAAAUAUAAUUUCUCAAGAAAUGGUAGAACAAAGUAAAUUCACAUUAACUCAAGACGUUGCACAGGGACACAUUGUAGAGAAUGUUGAAGAGCAACGUCGCUGUGCAUACUUACAACAAAAUACAUUUGAAAGCACUGUUCCACUGCAAUUAAAGAAUGUAGAACAGACAGUGUCUAUUACAGGAAAUGUGUCAGCGGCAUUAACAACGGCUAAUGUAGAAGAGAUACAAACCAUUUCAUUUGGAAAAACAUUCGAAGAGAUGAAACCAGAUCAACAGCAUGGCAAAGAAGUUCAAGAAACUUUCAAUGUGAUUGGACAAACUGUCCAGAAUAUUCCACUUGAAAGUGAAGAAAAUUUAACCAUAGAUUCAAAAACCAAAGCAGAAUAUCCGACAAAAUCCAUUGAAAGGAUGUCAUUUUAUGCUACAGGUGCAAUUGAAUUACUAGAAAAAGAGGGUGAAAUGGUAACUAAAGCUCAGAAAAUAUCACAAGUAGCGAAAACAACAACGGAACAUUCAUUGGCGGUAGCAAGUACUUCAGUUGAUACAGCUUUGACAAAUGUACAUUCUCAAGAGGCAACGAUCCUAGAAAAGCCAAUUAGAAGUGCCAUUUCUACGGUUGAGAGACCUUUUGAAGGCAUAAAUAGAGAAGAUAUAUUGAUACAUGAAAUGUUAAGCGAUGUAACUAUCGAAAAGGCAAGAACAUCGGUUGCCAAACCAACAUUGGAAUAUAAGAAAUCACUUCAGAUUGAAGGCAUUGGACCAUUUGACAAAGAAGGAAAACUUGAACGUAAAGAAACAGAAGAAAAAAUAUGUGAUCAAAAACUUGAAGACCACUUAAAAUCGGCUGUUUUCGAAAUAGUGCAACCGGUUGAAGAUAUAGGCAAACAACCCAAUUAUGUGAUGCAAACUGUCAAAGCGAAUGAAUUGGCAAGUGAAAUGAAUCAAAGCAUAACUUUUGAAAGCGUUUAUUUACAAGAACACACCCAUUCAAAUGAAUCAGCACAAGUAAUAAACAAAGUACCAACACAUGCCGUCAAGGUGAUCGAACAAAUUCCUUUGUAUAAAGACACCAAUUUUGAAGAAAAUAAAACAGAAAAAUUACUAAUCAAGCCACUAGUAGCAACACAAGAAACAACAGAACUAAAGAGCGCGCAUAAAGAAACAGAAAUUAAUACGAUUGUUGACAUUAAAACCAAUAAAAAAGCUGGCAAAAUUACUAAUAAAAGGGGUACAAAGAAAACAAUAAGAAAAACCGAGCCGAGCGAAGCAGAAGACACACCAGAAGAACACACAACACCACACACAAAACCCACAUACAAAAGCAAACAAACUGAACAUAUACGUAAAACAGAAAAAAUCAUUCAGCAAUUAUCGUUGGAUGAUACGCAAAAUAUUGAUAAUAUUCAAUUAGUAGAGGAAUUACCGGAAAGUGUUAUAGUACUAGAAACAGAAAAUGAAGAAGGGCUAAAGAAAAAGACAGUGGUGAAAAAACGAGUAAUCAAAAAACAAAAAGGACCAAAGCAAGAAAUUACUGAGAUCCAAACUGUAGAAAAAGAAGACGAGGCUCCAGUUACCACCGUAACAACAAGCGAAAUUGAGGCUCCAUUUGAAGUCGAACCGCAAGAUGCAGAAGUCGUACAAGAGCUCCCUGAAACAGUUAUCGUGUUGGAAGGUGAAGACGGUUCCACAAAGAAAACAGUGAUCAAGAAACGCGUCAUCAAGAAGAAGAAGGGACCCAAGCAAGAAAUUACUGAGAUCCAAACUGUGGAAAAAGAAGACGAAGCUCCAGUUACCACCGUAACAACAAGCGAAAUUGAG
This is a messenger RNA of Sitodiplosis mosellana (orange wheat blossom midge), 9525 nucleotides long. RefSeq names its product titin-like. Lineage: Eukaryota; Metazoa; Arthropoda; Insecta; Diptera; Cecidomyiidae. The transcript has 9 exons. The annotation marks the transcript as partial. The record is from RefSeq and is a predicted model, not a curated record.